This is a messenger RNA of Dicentrarchus labrax (European seabass), 1928 nucleotides long. It is a transcript of the gene fgb, whose product is annotated as fibrinogen beta chain. Gene Ontology annotation, cellular component: fibrinogen complex. NCBI's taxonomy places the organism in Eukaryota, Metazoa, Chordata, Actinopteri, Moronidae. Gene Ontology annotation, molecular function: signaling receptor binding. The record is from RefSeq and is a predicted model, not a curated record. The transcript has 13 exons. The coding region runs from base 88 to 1569 and encodes 493 amino acids. Gene Ontology annotation, biological process: blood coagulation; platelet activation; protein polymerization.
AUCAGAUUUCAGUGACAGAAUAAGGAGUGAAGGCACACUGAAGACAGCUGAGUGAUUGACAAGGCUUUGAGCACUUAACAGUGGACGAUGAGGACGCUACUGUUGCUGUAUCUGUGUGCGUACACGGCCUGGGCUCAGGAUAAUCUGGAAUAUGAUGACUAUGACACGGAUGGCAAGAGCACACAAGCAAAGAAUAACACAGCGACUGUAGAUGCUCGUGGUCACCGUCCGCUAUCAAGAGGGAGGGAUACCUACAGUUCCAGCCGCUAUACCCCGCCACCAAUCGGUGGUAGUGGCAGGUAUCGCGGCCGCCCCACCCCGGCUCCAGUUGGACGACCACAGGCACAGGAGAAGGAGGAGCAGCCGGAGUCCGGAGGAUGCACACACGCCUCAGAGGAGAUGGGUGUUUUGUGCCCCAAUGGCUGCGAGCUGAAGACGGCACUGCUGAAGCAAGAGAGGAACGUCAAGGCGAGCAUUAGGGAACUCAAGCCUCAUGUGGAUGAGUUGUCCCGAUCCUCCAACGUCGUUUACAACUACGUCAACAGCAUUUCCAACUCCCUGAGGGAGAGGCAGAGAGUUGUCAAUGACAACAGCAGAGUGGUCAGUCAGUACACCGAUCAAGUGGAGGAACAACAUGCCUACAUCAAGGAGACGGUGGACACUGUCUUCCCCUCCAACAUCAGAGUGCUGCAGGGGGUCCUGGACAAGAUCAGGUUGAAGAUCCAAAGGCUGGAGAAGGCCAUCCAGGCCCAGAGGCAGGAGUGCAGGGAACCAUGCAAGACUAAAUGUCCCAUACCAGUGGUGUCUGGUAAGGAGUGUGAGGACAUCUUCCGUCGUGGAGGAAAAGACUCCCAGAUGUACAUGAUCCAGCCCGACACCUUUUACCCUCCAUACAGAGUCUUCUGUGAUCAGUCCACCCAGAACGGAGGAUGGCUCCUCAUCCAGAGCAGGCUUGAUGGCAGUGUCGACUUUGGCCGACGUUGGGAUGAAUAUCGACGCGGUUUUGGCAACAUCGCCUUUGAUUCUGGCAAGGGUCACUGUGAGACUCCCGGUGAAUACUGGCUGGGUAAUGACCGCAUUAGUCAGUUGACCAAGAUGGGCCCCACUGAGGUUCUCAUUGAGAUGCAAGACUGGACAGGAGCCAAGGUCCAAGCCCAGUAUCAACAGUUCACCAUCCAGUCAGAGACGUCCAACUAUGUGAUGGCGGUUGACGGUUACUCCGGUACUGCUGGCAACGGUUUCCUGCAAGGAUCAUUGGAACUCUUUGGUGAAAACCGCACCAUGACCAUUCACAACGGCAUGAUGUUCAGCACCUAUGACAGAGACAACGACAACUGGACCCCCGGUGAUCCCUCCAAACAGUGCGCCAAGGAGGACGGAGGCGGCUGGUGGUACAACCGCUGCCAUUCAGCCAAUCCCAAUGGCCGAUACUACAUAGGCGGAGCCUAUACAAAGCAAAUGGCCAAGCAUGGCACAGACGACGGUGUGGUGUGGAUGAACUGGAAGGGGAGCUGGUAUUCACUCAAGGCCAUCAGCAUGAAGAUCAGGCCUUUCUUUGCCUCCAAAUAAUCAUGUCGGAGAGCAACAAUGCACACAUAAAGGAGAGCAUCAGAAUAAAAGACACCACCAAAGUAUAAUGUUCCAACAAGUGUUUCCUUUAUUUUAGCUCUAACCUUUACGUUGAUGGACACAUUUACACACAAUUAAGUCUGGGCAUGUGCUGUGAAAUUGAACUAAAGGAAAACUUAAAAAUGUUAAGAAAGUAAAAUAAAACAUGGUUUGAUGUCAGGUAAAUGUCAUGUCUACAGAUAAAGAGAAACAUCUUAUUGGUUGUGAGUGAAUGAAUGUGUGACGUCUUCAGUGUGCAUUAAUAGGACGAGUUGAUGUUAACUGUCCUCCGCUACUCAAUAAAUGUAUUGAGCAACAUA